Messenger RNA from Pipistrellus nathusii (Nathusius's pipistrelle), 2178 nucleotides. The record is from the annotation of a GenBank genome assembly. Lineage: Eukaryota; Metazoa; Chordata; Mammalia; Chiroptera; Vespertilionidae.
AUGUGGGUGACCAGACUCCUGCCAGUCCUGCUGCUGCAGCAGGUCCUCCUCCACCUCCUGCUGCUCCCCAUCGCCAUCCCCUAUGCAGAAGGACAGAAGAAAAGAAGAAACUCACUUCAUGAAUUCAAGAAGUCAGCAAAGACAACUCUAUUUAAAGAAGACCCAUUUCUGAAGAUAAAAACAAAAAAAAUGAACACUACAGACCAAUGUGCUCAUAGAUGUAUUAGGAAUAAAGGUCUUCCAUUUACUUGCAAGGCCUUUGUUUUUGAUAAAGCAAGAAAACGAUGCAUCUGGUUCCCUUUCAAUAGCAUGUCAACUGGAGUGAAAAAACAGUUUUGCCAUGAAUGCGACCUCUAUGAAAACAAAGACUAUAUUAGAAACUGCAUCAUUGGUAAAGGAGGUAGCUACAAGGGAACAGUAUCUAUCACUAAGAGUGGCAUCAAAUGCCAGCCCUGGAAUUCCAUGAUACCCCACGAGCACAGCUAUCGGGGUAAAGACCUACAGGAAAACUACUGUCGAAAUCCUCGAGGGGAAGAAGGGGGACCGUGGUGUUUCACAAGCAAUCCAGAGGUACGCUACGAAGUCUGUGACAUUCCUCAGUGUUCAGAAGUAGAAUGCAUGACCUGCAAUGGGGAAAGUUAUCGAGGUCCUAUGGAUCAUACGGAAUCAGGCAAGAUCUGUCAGCGCUGGGAUCAUCAGAAGCCACAUCGGCACAAAUUCGUGCCAGAAAGAUAUCCCGACAAGGGCUUUGAUGAUAAUUAUUGCCGCAAUCCUGAUGGCAAGCCGAGGCCAUGGUGCUAUACUCUUGACCCUGACACCCGUUGGGAGUACUGUGCAAUUAAAAUGUGUGCUCACAGUACUAUGAAUGACACCAGAGUCCCUAUGGAAACAACUGAAUGCAUUCAAGGUCAAGGAGAAGGUUAUCGAGGAACCAUCAAUACCAUUUGGAAUGGGAUUCCAUGUCAGCGAUGGGAUUCCCAGUAUCCUCACCAGCAUGACAUAACUCCUGAAAACUUCAAGUGCAAGGACCUAAGAGAAAAUUACUGCCGAAAUCCAGAUGGGGCUGAGUCACCCUGGUGUUUUACCACUGAUCCAAACAUCCGAGUUGGCUACUGCUCCCAAAUUCCAAAAUGUGACGUGUCAAGAGGAGAAGAUUGUUAUCGCGGGAAUGGCAAAAAUUAUAUGGGCAGUUUAUCCAAAACACGAUCUGGACUAACAUGUUCAAUGUGGGAUAAGAACAUGGAAGAUUUACACCGGCAUAUCUUCUGGGAACCAGAUGCUAGCAAGCUAAAUAAGAAUUACUGUCGGAAUCCUGAUGAUGAUGCCCAUGGCCCCUGGUGUUACACAGGAAAUCCUCUCAUUCCGUGGGAUUACUGCCCUAUUUCUCGUUGUGAAGGUGAUACCACACCUACAAUAGUCAACUUAGACCAUCCUGUAAUAUCUUGUGCCAAAACAAAACAAUUACGAGUUGUAAAUGGAAUUCCAACACGAACAAAUGUAGGAUGGAUGGUUAGUUUGAAAUACAGAAAUAAACAUAUCUGUGGAGGAUCAUUGAUAAAGGAAAGUUGGAUUCUUACCGCAAGGCAGUGUUUCCCUUCUCGAAACAGAGACUUGAAAGACUAUGAAGUUUGGCUUGGAAUUCAUGAUGUCCAUGGGAGAGGAGAUGAGAAACGCAAACAGGUUCUCAACGUUUCCCAGGUGGUAUACGGGCCAGAAGGAUCAGAUCUGGUAUUACUAAAGCUUGCUAGACCUGCUGUCCUGGAUAAUUUUGUUAGUACAAUUGAUUUACCCAAUUAUGGAUGCAUAAUUCCUGAAAAAACCACUUGCAGUGUUUACGGCUGGGGCUACACUGGAUCCAUCAACUUUGAUGGUCUAUUACGAGUAGCACAUCUCUUUAUUAUGGGGAAUGAGAAAUGCAGCCAGUAUCAUCAAGGGAAGGUGACUCUGAAUGAAUCUGAAAUAUGUGCUGGAGCGGAAAAUAUUGCCGCGGGACCAUGCGAGGGGGAUUAUGGUGGCCCGCUUAUUUGUGAACAACAUAAAAUGAGAAUGGUUCUUGGUGUCAUUGUUCCUGGCCGUGGAUGUGCCAUUGCAAAUCGUCCUGGCAUUUUUGUCCGAGUAGCAUAUUAUGCCAAAUGGAUACAUAAAGUUAUAUUAACAUAUAAGGUACCACCGUCAUAG